GUUGAGGCUAACUCCCGGUGUGUGUGUGUGUGUGUGUGUGUGUGUUUAGAGACACACUCCCUCUCUCCGCUGCGGCUCUCCGGUCAGUUCAUCAGCGCAGGGUUUCCGGCUUUACUUCGCACUCAGAGCGAUCUCUUCUUCCACACACACUGAAAGAGGAAUAAUGAGUGCAGAGGGCCUUUCAUCACUUUUGAUGACAUCAUCAUCAUCGGUUAGGUCACACACCCCUCCUGUGGAGCACCUGGACUAUGCCUACAUCCAGCAGUGUGUCGAUUUAAAAUACCUGGAAAAGAUCCUGAACGUGCUCAGGUCAGGUACAGAGGGGGUGUAUCCACACCUGGUGGAGUUCUGUGAGAAGCGCAUCGAGGCGUUGGACCCGCGACAUCGCGCUCUGAGGAAGGACAGCCGUCCCGCCACCGCCGCCUCGUUCUCCUCAGACGAGUGGAGACGCAUCACUGACGAGCUGCAGGCCUGGCAGAGAGAGAUCACAGAAAGUGAGCAUAAACUCAUGCAGUCUCCCAUCUUCAACAUUGACACACUCCCAUCUGUAAACAACCGCACACUACAGAGACCAAGAAACACCACGUCCUCUACAACACACAGGAAACGAUGUGCUGCUCCCCGAUCAUACAGCGACUGGGACAGGUUUGAUGUUGAGGAGGAGUGUGCUCGGGUAGAUAAAAGCACGAAUACCAGUGAUACACCUGUUGUGGUAAACUCCGCCCACUCACACCUCAAACAGCAUAUCGACACCUCAGCUCUGAGCCAGCAGGAGAGGUGUGUGUUAGCCACCCGAGAGAGGGAGAAAGGAAACGAGGCCUUCAGAGCGGGGGAUUGGGACGAGGCCGUAAUCUACUACACCAGGAGUCUGAGUAUCUUGCCCACAGUAGCUGGGUUUAAUAACAGAGCUCAGGCUGAGAUUAAGCUGCAGCGCUGGACUGAUGCACUGAGAGACUGUGACGCUGUGCUGGACAUCGAAACUCAUAACAGUAAAGCUUUGCUGCGUCGUGCAACUGUGAACAAACACCUGGGGGCGCUACAGGCAGUACAUGAUGACCUCACAACUGUUCUUGAGUCUGAGCCUUACAACAUUACGGCACAGAAACUUCUGCUGGAAGUGAAUAAGCAACUAAAUCUGGAGCUGCACCACAAGUCACAGCCACCUCACGAGCCAAUCAGAGGGAAGAAGCUUCUGAUUCAGGAAGUGGAUGAGGGAAAAGAGGAAGAGACAGGUGGUGAGACAGAUGCUGGAGGUGCAGAAGUGGACAAACAGGCUCUGAGUGACGAAGAAGGACAAACAGAUGGGGAGACAGAGGGACAGAGAGAUGGAAAGACAGAGGGACAGAGAGAUAGAGAGACAGAGAGACAGAGAGAUGGAGAGACAGAGGGACAGAGAGAUGGAGAGACAGAGGGGCAGAGAGAUGGAAAGACAGAGGGACAGAGAGAUGGAGAGACAGAGGGACAGAGAGAUGGAGAGACAGAGGGACAGAGAGAUGGAGAGACAGAGGGACAGAGAGAUGGAGAGACAGAGGGACAGAGAGAUGGAGAGACAGAGGGACAGAGAGAUGGAGAGACAGAGGGACAGAGAGAUGGAGUGAGACAGGGUGUGAAUGCUGCAGUAAUGAGAACAGAGGGUAACGAGCUGUACAGGAGCGGACAAUACGGAGACGCAGCUGAAAAAUACACACACGGCAUCACAACACUUACACAAUCAGGUGUGUACAGUGAUGAGGACCUGUUUGUUCUGUACUGUAACAGAGCUGCGUGCUUUCUGAAGAUGGGGCUGAGUUCUGAGUGUGUGUCAGACUGUAGCCGAGCCCUCCAGCUGAAGCCGUUCAGUGUGAAAGCUCUGUUGAGGCGAGCGAUGGCGUUUGAGACUCUGGAACACUUUCGGCUCGCAUAUGUGGAUUACAAAACUGUACAACAAAUACACAACACACAGAGUGUACAGCAGCAGGUCAACAGGCUUACUCGGAUGCUGAUGGAGCAGGAUGGUUCUGAUUGGAGAACUAAACUCCCAGAGGUUCCGCCCACAUCACAGACCACACCCAACACACUCACUGUGCCCAAUUCAAAGUUCCCGCCCACCAUAAAGACUCCGCCCAUCACACAGGGUCCCACCGCAAUGGAGAUCCUGCUACACAAAGAAGCUCCGCCCAUCGAUGAUCUAUCACAACCACGUAGACACAUCACCAUAGUGGAGGUAGAAAGUGAUGAUGAUGGUGAUGAAGAUGGUCCUGCUGCUGCUGAAGACCCGGAUGGUGAAGAUGACGAUGGUAAUUACAAAGAGCCGGGUGAUGAAGGUGAUGAAGAUGAAAAGGGUCCUGGUGAUGAUGAAGGUGGUGAUGAUGAUGUUCGUGAUGAAGGUGGUGAUGAUGAAAAGGGUCCUGGUGAUGAUGAAGGUGGUGAUGAUGAUGUUGGUGAUGAAGGUGGUGAUGAUGUCAUGACCUCAUGUCCAACUAAUGCCUUUGAGUUUGGCCAGGCUUUGAAUGCGGCCCGUUGCCAUGGUGACCUGGUGGCAUGUGCCCAGCUCCUGAGGAGCGUGCCACCUCACACCCUCCCUGAGCACAUCAGCACACAGCUGGACACACACACUCUCAGCUUCAUCACACACACGCUGCACACACACAUCCUGCCCACUGAUCCUGGCCUGGUGUACCGUCUCCUCACACACCUGCACACCGCUGGAAGAUUUAGGGUGGCCCUGAUGCUGAUGGACUCAGAUGAGAGAGGACAGAUCACACAGCUGUUUGGAUGUUUCAGUAUAGUGGAGUGUGAUGAGUUCACACAUGAGAACAUUGAGAGCCUGGCUGAUAAAUUUUUAUGACACACACACACACACAUGCAGUGAAAUGUGUAUGUGGCUGUCUCUCACCUAAACACUAAAAAAUAACACCACAAUUACGACUAAAGACAGAAUUUGUAAUAAAAUUUAAAAUUUAAGCUGGAAGUUAAGAUACAAGAUAAAGUGAAAAUAAAAAUAUAAAUAACACACAAACAGAAUUGACAGAAUAAAAGGGCGGUGUGGGCAGAGCUGGGAUGGGGGCGGAGUCAGGAUCAUUUCACCCGCUUCUGGCUUCCAAGUGUUUGUAAAAGGUAUUAGGGGUCCACCCCCCCCACCCCCACUGUCACUGUAGCUCAUGUGAUGUCAUACUGUGCCUUGAAAAAAAGUCUAGAUUUAACCUUAUAACCUUGUGUGUGUGUCCUCACGCUCCUGACAUAAGGGUUAUGUAAAAUGAGAGGAAUCCCAUUUAGACGAUUGUAUAAAUAUCAUCCUGAAAAAAAAAAAAAAAUUUCUUUAAAGUUUAAAAAGGACCGUCUGCUCUCUCUGUAACUCCUGAAACCAUUGUGUGUUAGAUCACGACGUGUGAUUGUACAGAAACAUUUCCUCAGAUUUUCCUGUUUUUAUGUUCUUUUUGGUUUAUUUGACUACAGGAAUGAGAAGGAGGAUACAUACUUUAUAACAAAUGUAAUCUUUCUAAGUUUAUUUAUUCAUAAAUAUUAAUUUUAUAACAGUAUACGUCUCUUUCUUGUACUCAGAAAUGUCAUUGUAAGAUAAUUAGAGAGUAGUAAGUCUUUUAAAGACUCCGCAGCUGUUAGUGUUUUACAUGUAUGUGAGUUAUACGGGAUAAAUGUUUAUUUUGUUAAAUGUUCAUUUUAGUAAAUGUUUUAUUGCUUAUUUUAUCCUCCCUGGAUGUGACUGUGCAAAAUACAAAAAAUAA
Molecule: messenger RNA, 3722 nt
Organism: Clarias gariepinus (North African catfish)
Lineage: Eukaryota; Metazoa; Chordata; Actinopteri; Siluriformes; Clariidae
Gene: spag1b
Product: sperm associated antigen 1b
Exons: 16
Coding region: 164-2827 (887 amino acids)
Cellular component (GO): cytosol; mitochondrion
Molecular function (GO): heat shock protein binding
Source: RefSeq, a predicted model, not a curated record